Fulvia fulva is the source of this 498-nucleotide messenger RNA. RefSeq lists its product as uncharacterized. The transcript has a single exon. Lineage: Eukaryota; Fungi; Ascomycota; Dothideomycetes; Mycosphaerellales; Mycosphaerellaceae. The record is from RefSeq and is a predicted model, not a curated record. The coding region runs from base 1 to 498 and encodes 165 amino acids.
AUGGCCGAUCAUGCUAGCAAGAGAGAUAUGCAUAGCCGGUCACGCAACCUGGAGCUGCAACAACCGGACGAUCACCUGAUUUCGCCAUGUGCAGAAGCUCUAAACGUGCAAGCGGACAAUAUCGACGAUGCAUAUCCAAUGACGCCUUUCCAGUCGCAUAUGGCUGCCGAGAACCUCGCAAGUAGAACAUGGGUAGCAUCGUACGCCUUCUACUGCCAAGACGCUACCUUUGAGUAUUUAGCAGAGGUGAUAGAAGUGCUCCAGCGGCGACACGCCGUGCUUCGUGCGCACAUUCUGCAAGUCGAUGGCCGUUUCUACCAAGCUGUCACACGCAAUGUCAGUGAAUUCGAAACUUUCACGUCUACUAAGGACUAUCUUGAUGAUGUGAGAGGCAGACCUAUGCCUCUCGGUAGCCGUGCUCUUCUGCUGGGGUAUGGGAAUAGCGAGUCCGUAACCAUUUUCAUCUUGACCCUUGGGCAUGUGGUUAUGGACGAGUGA